Messenger RNA from Perkinsus marinus ATCC 50983, 1629 nucleotides. RefSeq names its product Be158, putative. The coding region runs from base 1 to 1629 and encodes 542 amino acids. The record is from RefSeq and is a predicted model, not a curated record. Lineage: Eukaryota; Perkinsozoa; Perkinsida; Perkinsidae. The transcript is spliced from 3 exons.
AUGGGCUAUCGGGCUCUAGUUGAUGAGAAGGAGAGGCAUGAGAAGGCAGUGAUGAGGAAACGUGAGGGGGCGAGGCUGAUGGAGAAGACGAUUCACUCAGUGAUGCGUAACGUCGUCAGUGAUGCCUUGCGGCGGUUGUGCGUCUCAGUGGCUCGUCGAGCCCGUAGAGUGGGGGAGGUAUGCGACUCACCUAUGGAGGAGAAGAGUUACCGCGGUAGGGAGGAGACCGCCGAGGUCAGUGAGGAGGCUGACAAGGUCAGUGAGGAGACCGUGGAGGUCUGUGAGGAGACCACGGAGGCCAAUGAGGAGAUCGCCGAGGUCUGUGAGGAGACCACGGAGGCCAAUGAGGAGAUCGCCGAGGUCAGUGAGGGGACUGUCGAGGUCAAUGAGGAGACCACCGAUGACAGUGAGGGGACUGUCGAGGUCAGUGAGGAGACCGUGGAGGUCAGUGAGGGAACCGCCGAGGUCUGUGAGGAGACCACGGAGGCCAAUGAGGAGAUCGCCGAGGUCAGUGAGGGGACUGUCGAGGUCAAUGAUGAGACCGCCGAGGUCAGUGAGGGGACUGUCGAGGUCAGUGAGGAGACCGUGGAGGUCAAUGAGGAGACCGCCGAGGUCAGUGAGGAGACCGCCGAGGUCAGUGAGGGCACCACCGAGGUCAGUGAGGAGGCCGGCGAAAUUAGUGAGGAGGCUGACAGGGUCAGUGCUGAAGCGGAGAACGAGGAGAGAGUAUCAGCGGAAGGGCCGUUGAAAGGUGAUAACACGGAUGUACCCGGUAACGUCUUAGGAUCACCACAUCCCUCUUUUAAUGAGACUAUGACGGCCAUUGGUGAGAGGGUCUCCCAGCUGUCUUCUCAAUCGUCAGUGGAUACUCUCAAAUCUAACCCCAGCCUCACAGCCGAGGCCCCUACGGAGCUCAAAUGGGGAGUUGAAGAGGGAGAGAUGAGAACAGCGAGUGGCGCAAAUCUCGAGACUCGCGAGGACAUUGACUACUCAUCGGCAAAGGAAAUCUCUCGACAUAUUGUGGCGGAAUUGGGUCGGCUUGAGGUAUCGGUCUUCGAUACGGCACAUGAGCAGCAGCAGCAGCAGGAGGAGGAGGAGGAGGAGCUUGCUGUCACUGAGGAGGCCGCAUCCUUCUGUCGGCAGUUGUCGGCGGUCGGUGAUGUUGUGGAGGAGUUUGAUGGUGGUGUGCGGUCUGAAGAUGUUCGAGUAUUAGGGUUGAGCAAGCAAGAUACAGAAGAGGCCCAGUCGAGGUCCGAAAGUGAGCGUGGCAAGCAAGCUGAUGGCAGUCCAUCCCCCUGUGAAGAGCUGACGUCGCCUAUACAGCAACCUGCAGUCAGCACAGUUUCCAACCCGUCCAUCCUUCGGCAUGACAAUGAUGAACAUUGGCCGGCCCAAGUCGAGAGCCCCGAGUCAUGGAAGACAUUCAGUGGGGCCGGGAGGAAAUCAUUGACGACCGUUGAGGAAAUGCAAGAUGGCAAGUUUGAGAAGAAAGUCGCUCUUCAGAAGCACUUUGAAAUUCCUCCGUUGCCACUCCAGCGAGUCACGAGGACUAGCCGGAAGGUGGUACGGCUCCCCCCUCCCACAAGAGAUUGGGAAACUAUCGAGUUUACAGACUCGUCACCAGAAUGA